This is a messenger RNA of Amoebophrya sp. A25, 703 nucleotides long. The record is from the annotation of a GenBank genome assembly. Lineage: Eukaryota; Dinophyceae; Syndiniales; Amoebophryaceae.
CAAGUGGCUCAGAGUACGCUAACUUCUGUGAACGUGAACCAGGGUGUUUUGCGGGACGACUUUAAUCUCAGAGCGUUCGACGUCGCCAACAAACGCAGAGUGCGGAUUGUGCGGAAUCCGUACAACAACACCAUUUCUAUGACGAGCACGUUCUUGAAGAUGUUGAAUGGCAUUUCCUUCAAGGGGGUUUCUCUAACUCUGUACGAAGAGUGUGUGAAGCUAUUUUUCGAGGAGUGAAAACGAAUUUGAAAACGACUGUCCUAAUUAAAAACUACGUCAUUCUAGUCGUAGUUCUUGAAUUAAGAACUACUACUCUUGUUCAUCUCCCCUCACGAUGAACUGCUACUGCUGAAUGCUUACGACCUCUAGUACCCGAGCGAUCAUGCAGCUUCUAAUUCAUCCGAAGUUUUCGAGAUCGCAGAGGAUCCGUCUAGCUCAACCACGUUUCCUCAGGAUACGAGGCUUAGGCCAGAAGACAUCGCAGCUUCGGACGAAGACUCUGUUACGGGUGGUUUAUCACUAUCCCAUGUGGACUAUGCUGAGUGGCGCUCCCCUUGGUUUAAAGGGAAAAUCAGGGGGGCGCAGGGCGACCCAGUCGACCAGGGAUAGUGAAAAACUACCUCUAGCUCUGGCGUGACAACAGUACAGCAGGUGCCUCCUGGCUUCCCCACGUCAGAAUCAUGCUCCUCUAUGGAGAGCACAG